ACAGCUGAAUCACAGACGAAUGGAAGGAACGCCGAUCUAGGGUUCUAGACCCAGCCGCCACCAUUCUCCAACCUCUGUUUCGUGCUCCCCGUGCCGUGCGUUAGGACGGAGAAGAGGCGGCGGACCGACGGAAGGACGACACCGGCGGCGGGAGCAGGAAGCAAAGAUUAGUGUUGCUGAAUUUUGAACUCAGAUCUGAAAAAGAAAUAACAUGGCAACAACACUUAAAGAUGUGGCGACGCGGAAACCUGUUCUAGCGACAAUCCGUCUCUUAGUUCCCGCUGGAGCUGCCAAACCUGCACCACCCGUUGGACCAGCUCUCGGUUUCUACAGGCUUAAUCUGAUGGCGUUCUGCAAGGACUUCAACGCCAGGACACAGAAGUACAAGGCAGAAACUCCGAUGCAGGUCACUUUGACUGCCUACAAGGACAGCACUUUCGAGUUUGUGGUCAAGUCACCCUCGGUUUCAUGGUUUCUCAAGAAAGCAGCAGGCAUUGACACAGCGAGCGGCCGGCCGGGGCACAGCAUUGUGACAUCCCUCUCGCUCCGUCAUGUCUACGAGAUCGCGAAGCUGAAGCAGACCGACCCGUUCUGCAAGCACAUGUCGCUCGAGGCCUUGUCCAAAUCCAUCAUCGGCACGGCCAAGUCCAUGGGCAUCGAAAUUGUUAAGGAUCUGGACUAGUCUCGGCCAUAGUUAUAUUGCUUCGAUCUGCAAUUGUCUGGUUUUAUCUGACCUGGACGAAAGUAGGUAUCGGAUUUUUCUUUUAAAGGCUCCAUCCUUGGAAAUCAUGCCCCCUUCUUCGUAUUCAGUUUGUAUGUGGCACUUUCCUUCAAAUGUAGCCACUCGGGGAUGGUUUGUCCUAAUAACGUUUCAGCUUUGUGUGAACCGAUAGAUGGCACUGAACUUGUUGUCUAACUGGAAAUUGCAACUUCAACGCCUUCCAUGUGAAGAUGUUUGCUUCAGAAGUA
Molecule: messenger RNA, 969 nt
Organism: Lolium perenne
Lineage: Eukaryota; Viridiplantae; Streptophyta; Magnoliopsida; Poales; Poaceae
Biological process (GO): translation
Cellular component (GO): ribosome; large ribosomal subunit
Molecular function (GO): structural constituent of ribosome; large ribosomal subunit rRNA binding
Source: RefSeq, a predicted model, not a curated record